AUGGCUGAUGGGGAAAGAUCGCCCCGAUCGGCCCCUGAGCCCGGGGCCCCAGAGCUCCCCGCAAUCCACCCAUCAUUUAUCCAGGUCGCCAGACCAUACAUCUUUGAGCAAACGAUACAGGACUGCCUCGCCGCGCUGGGCAUCGAUCCAACGCGCGAAGAUUCCCUGCGUUUGCAGGGUGUUCACUGGCUUGACAAUAUGCGGAGAGUGCUUAAUCUUCCGAUUCGCACUUUCAAUACCGCAGUGAUAUACUAUCACCGGUUUCGACUGGUCCAUCCAGACCGGGAAUAUAGCUUCAUGGAUGCGGCAACAGCGGCCUUGUUCACCGCAUGCAAGGUCGAGGACACACUCAAAAAGUCGCGAGAGAUUGUAUGCUCAGCAUACAACUUGAACAUGUCACCAUCGGAGCAAUUGCCAUCCGAUGAUCCAGUUUUUGAAGCACGCUCCCGUGAUAUUAUUGGCCUUGAGAGACUCAUGCUGGAGGCGUCUGGGUUUGAUUUCCGGACCCGUCAUCCGCAGAAAACCCUGCUCAAGCUCGCUCGACAAUACGGGCUCCCUACCGGGUCCGAGGUCUCCAACUUGGCGUAUCGGAUCUCACUGGAUCUGUACCGGACAUUCGCGCCCCUCAAACAGACAGCAUCGACCAUGGCAUUUAGCUGUCUUGAACUCGCAGGGCGGCUGCUAGGUCAGCGUCUCGAGGCAGCAGAAUCCGUCGGAGAUUAUGCACAAUGGAAUACCAGCCGGGAAGAGAUCAUGGAGACCCUCUUUGAUCUCCUUGAACUCUACACUCAUCAUCGGUCCUCAACUUCCGUUGGGCCUCAGUUUCCAGCGGACCGGUUUUUGACUGUCCGCAUCCCACUCAACCAAGAAGCCGCUGAAUUGCAAGCCCCGCGAUACACGCACUGGAAAGACCGGCCUCGCAUCCCCAAGGAGACUGUCAAACCGCCGAACGGCGCGGGCGGUAAACAAUCGAAUGUCCCAGCACGAACACUCCACCCUUUGACGCCCAUUGCCGCGAACGGUGAACGCUUCAGUAAGGAAGAGCGUGGUCGGCAUGCGGCCCUUCGAUACAUGCUCGAUCCGAUAUGUGCGGAAGACGAGAAGAGGCAGGUCGCGCAGUAUUUCAAGGUCGAAAUGGAGGAGUUUGAAGUGGAAGACUCAAAUGUGGUGUGCGCUCAGCCUGGGCACGAGAGGAGACCGGGAUCCCAGAAGGAACGCCCUGAGCAUAAAAUCUGGAAGACGCUCGCGCGCAAACACACAUCAGGGACGCCAGCACUCUGA
Penicillium alfredii is the source of this 1281-nucleotide messenger RNA. RefSeq names its product putative cyclin. Gene Ontology annotation, cellular component: cyclin/CDK positive transcription elongation factor complex; nucleus. Gene Ontology annotation, molecular function: cyclin-dependent protein serine/threonine kinase activator activity. Lineage: Eukaryota; Fungi; Ascomycota; Eurotiomycetes; Eurotiales; Aspergillaceae. Gene Ontology annotation, biological process: regulation of transcription by RNA polymerase II; positive regulation of DNA-templated transcription, elongation. The record is from RefSeq and is a predicted model, not a curated record. The coding region runs from base 1 to 1281 and encodes 426 amino acids. The transcript is spliced from 6 exons.